Messenger RNA from Dichomitus squalens LYAD-421 SS1, 832 nucleotides. RefSeq lists its product as uncharacterized. Gene Ontology annotation, molecular function: protein binding. Lineage: Eukaryota; Fungi; Basidiomycota; Agaricomycetes; Polyporales; Polyporaceae. The annotation marks the transcript as partial. The transcript is spliced from 4 exons. The record is from RefSeq and is a predicted model, not a curated record.
AUGAACCUCGGGCCUCAGUAUUACUUGGGGACCCGAUCCGGGCCGGCGCCCGGGGAGGCCAUGACGUCAAUGGCGCGCCUAAUUCCCGCGAGCAGCCCGCCGCUACAGACACAUGCAAACGCGAGAUCGGACCCAAAGCCCUCCUGUGGGUCGACUCCCUCCGGAGGUACUCUCCGACGUAUUCGAUCUCGUACGUCGAGGUCAUCUCGACGGUAUGAAGGCGCACGACGGCGCCAUGCUCGUUCCACCAGACAAUCGCUCUCUCAUCGUUGUGACUCACGUGAGUCGCCAAUGGCGGGAGAUCGCACUCCAGUACACGACUCUUUGGACAGACAUAGUCAUAACCUCGCCUACUGCUGCAACGUUCUUGCGUCGCUCUCGUAGGCUCCCCCUCACCAUCUUCGUCACCGGCGAGAGGGAGGAAUUACCGCCCCUGGAGGAGUGGAGGUCGUACGACUUGCACGUACGGAUCAGAGGUCUAUACAUUGAGCUCGAAGACCAUUCCCGCAUUAAUUCCUGGCAGGCGGUCCUGCAGAUUCUAGCUGACUCACUGGAGGGCUUGACCAUCGUGAUCAAGAGGCCUCGACGCCGCCCGAUUUGGACCACAUCUCUUGCGCUGUCGCUCUUCGGCUCCAAGUGUCCUGCCUCGCUCAGAUCGCUGUCAAUCUCGAGUCGCAUGCCCAUAUUCCCCACAGACCAUUUCCCCGCCCUCCAACACGCCAGUCUAUCCGAGUUUGACUGCUUCCCUAUCAGACUCGAGUUGCUCGCACACUUCCUCCUCAACGCUCCCGCACUGCAAACGUUCCACCUCCACAUCCAUCCCACAUCCCGC